Onychostoma macrolepis is the source of this 2360-nucleotide messenger RNA. It is a transcript of the gene alg2, whose product is annotated as ALG2 alpha-1,3/1,6-mannosyltransferase. The coding region runs from base 304 to 1512 and encodes 402 amino acids. The record is from RefSeq and is a predicted model, not a curated record. NCBI's taxonomy places the organism in Eukaryota, Metazoa, Chordata, Actinopteri, Cypriniformes, Cyprinidae. Gene Ontology annotation, molecular function: alpha-1,3-mannosyltransferase activity; GDP-Man:Man(1)GlcNAc(2)-PP-Dol alpha-1,3-mannosyltransferase activity. The transcript is spliced from 3 exons.
UUUAAGAUGGUUUCUGAACAUAGAUUUGAUAUACAACGUCACAACAGAUAAUAAUAAAACAAAUAAUUUCAGCAAAAGUAGCUUAGCUUCAGAAUUUUAUUUGGGAAAACUCAAAGGCGGUUCAACGGAGUGCAGUGACGCGUCAUGUGCGAUGGAUGAUGUGUACAGAGUAGGGCAGACAUUUUGGCUCAAUCAGGAAGCUGGUUUCACUAAAACGCAAACUUUGAGCCGAAUUUGAUCAUUCAUACAGACAGCUGAGUUUGUGUCAGUAAAGGUAAGAGUACAGGCUCUGGUUGGGCUAGGAUGGUUCGGGUGGUGUUCCUGCACCCUGAUCUGGGUAUAGGUGGAGCUGAGCGUCUGGUGGUGGAUGCAGCUGUAGCCCUGCGCUCUCGUGGAUGCAGCGUUCAGAUCUGGACGGCACACUAUGACCCUCAGCACUGCUUCUCUGAGACGCUCUCUCCUGAUCUGCCUGUGGUGUGUGUGGGCGACUGGCUGCCCACCAGCGUGUUUGGUUAUUUCCAUGCUCUCUGUGCAUACCUGCGCAUGAUCUAUGUAACUCUCUGUCUUGUGCUCUUCAGUGGGGAGGAGUUCGAUGUUGUCUUCUGUGAUCAGGUUUCAGCAUGUAUUCCCUUUUUGCGUUUGGCACGCAACAGAAAGAAAGUCCUAUUCUACUGUCAUUUCCCUGACCAACUACUGACACAGCGUCGCUCGGCUCUGAAGCGCAUGUAUCGCGGCCCCAUCGACUGGUUCGAGGAACUGACCACAGGCAUGGCCGACCGCAUUUUGGUCAACAGCCAGUUCACUGCAGGAGUCUUCAAACAGACAUUCCCCAAACUGGCCGAGAUUCAAACCGACGUCCUUUAUCCCUCUCUGAACUCGUCAGCUUUCGAUGUUGAAGUAGAGGGCCUCAGCGGGCUGCUCCCUGAGGGGCGGAGCCUCACUUUUCUGUCAAUCAACCGCUAUGAGCGCAAAAAGAACCUGCCAUUGGCGCUGCAAGCAUUAGCGGCCCUGAAGGAGCAUCUGUCCACUGGGGAAUGGGAGCGUGUGCACCUCGUGAUGGCGGGGGGUUAUGACGAGCGCGUGGUUGAGAAUGUAGAGCACUACGAAGAGCUGCGCUCACUAGCGUCCUCUCUAGGCCUGGAGGACCACGUCACCUUCCUGCGCUCCUUCUCAGACAAACAAAAACUGUCUUUGCUGCACAGCAGCACUUGUGUACUGUACACUCCAAGCAAUGAACAUUUUGGCAUCGUACCCAUUGAGGCCAUGUACUCGCGUUGCCCAGUUAUCGCAGUAAACUCAGGAGGACCGCUAGAGUCUGUAGCCCAUGGCGAAACAGGCUUCCUUUGCGAACCCACCCCUGAGUGCUUCUCCGAAGCCAUGCAGAAGUUUGUUACGGACCCUAAACUCAAGCAGCUUAUGGGACAGACUGGAAGAGAGAGGGUACAGCAGCGCUUCUCACUGCAGGCCUUCACCGAGCAGCUCUACAGUCACAUCAUCAACCUUACCCAAUAACCAUUAUGACAUCAUAAAGGCCAUUCCGCUUCGGAUCAGCACACAUCAGAUGCAUUCUGCCAGUCUGGUUGCCAUGGUGGGACUAAUGAAAGUAUGUCAUCUCUAAUGAAAGAAAAGAGCAGUGGGAGUUAACAUGGCUUAAGAGUUCAAUGCAAGCCUUGAAGAAUGUGGAGGACUCGUCCGACCAAGAGGUUAAUGAAUUGUUGCGCGCCAGCCACAUUGAUCAAACGCGAAAUGGCGAGGCCAGAGGACCAUAUAUGUGUAUUUUUUUUUUUUAUGCCAAAGGCCUAUUAGAGAGUUUCUCGGGCAGAAAUCGAUAGAGAAGUUUUCUGUGCCCUGCUCUGUUCGCCAGUGUCUCUGCUUUUGUUUAGUGGUGAUAAUGGAGGGUGUUAAGAGUUAUUAAAGUCUCAAACUAAAGAUGUUUGUUUGAGUAGAAAAAGAAAAAGUUUUCAUAGGACACUGAAGGUCAUAUGCUGUAUUGGUUUGAGGUUGUUACUGACUGUGUAUCUCAUGCUAUUGAUACGAGACCAAAGCCCUGAUUAAAUGAGAUGCUGCUUCGUGCCUGUGUUGUUUGUCUUUGUCUCUUGGAGCUUUUAUUUUUGGAUAUAUUGGAUACAGGCUGGCCCGAUGUGGCCUGUUUACAUUUCCAGAAUUAAGAACAGAUCACUGUUGUGUUAACAUUUCUAUUUUAAUUUCAUUUGACAAACCGUUUUAUACUUUGGCUUUGAGCAAAGUUUCCCAAAACACCAUUUAUAAACCAAUUAAAUGGAUAGUUGACUCAAAAAUGACAGUCCUGUAAUCGUUUACUCAACCUCAUGUCAUUUCUAAACCUGCAUGACUUUCUUUCA